AUGCUCCCUGAAACGCAUUCUAAGUCGUACGCGAUUCCUGCAAUUCUGUGGAUCUGCACUUUUCUGCUUACAAAACGGUUCCCAGGUCUCCUUAAAACAUUGAGCAUGAGGUUUUCUUCAGAAGAAGCUUCUCUGGGUAUGACUAACUUGGACAUAAACCACCUUGAUCCGCUUUCUUCCAGCGGUUUAGACAGCGUGGGGUCUACGUCGUCUAAUGCAGCUUCAAGAAAUGUUGCAUGGAUUGGCUUGUUACACUCUCCAGUACAGUUGUUUCACUUCUGCGUCUCCCUGUUUCGCUGGUCUGGAGAAUUUAGGUCUAGAAAUCGAUCUUACCGCCGUGCCUUAGUCAUUUUAGGCACAUCCAUGAGUUCACUUCUUGUUCACACAAGCCGAUGGAACUUAAUCAAUAGUAUCAUCGUUUACGCUUAUACUCUUUCUAUCGGAAAAAGACAUUUUCAGCGUUACGAGGCCGUGGCUGAUGUCCUUGGUGGAUUUCUUGGUGCCACACUCACGAACAUCUUCCUGUAUCUCCGUAUGCCAAUUUUUUGUCCCUCGAAGCAGCGCUUUCCGCCUCGACUAGGCUUGCUGGGGGAAAGGUCGUUUCUCUUAGGCAUUGGCUCUGCUCUUAUAGUAAUGCUUACCACGCUUUUUCCUUUUCAUAGCUUUUCCACUCACUUAAUCACUUCUGUCCCGCCAAGGAUUUCGCAAAAAUCGACCGAAGGAGUCAGUGAUAAUGAAAGAACUUCUCCAACCACACGUGAGUUACCGUUAGAAGCGACCACCACAAACGAGAGUGCGCGAAUCACUGGUUCACAUGAUAGUUCGUUCUUUGAUCAUCCGUCUAUAGCUCGUACCACAGCUUGCGUCUGUGGCGGAGAGACUUUUUCAUACGCGCUGUCCGGUUUUCGCUUUAUUUACAGAUCGGAUGUUGCACAGCUACGUGGUGCUGUAUGGGGUUAUUGGAUAGAUUGGCUCCACAAUUACUCUUCAGAUAUAAGGGCCCCAUGGUGGUUGUCUGGAUUUGCUACAGAUCUUUUGGGCUCCGGAGACUUUGAAGAAACAACUUCAAUAUCUGGCACCCUAUUCUUUACAUCAACAACUUCACCGGAUCUCCACCACAUGAACACACUCGCCUUUGUUAUGGGUGGAGGUGUCGCGUGGGCAGCAAAACUCAUCCCCAAGCUCUCUAUAGUGAAUUAUUUUAUUGGCCUUUUCUACGAAUUGCCACCUCCACCAAUUGUUAUCCCAAGUGAACUUAUUGAUUCUGUACUCACAGAUUUGUCGGUUAUACGUGUUUACACAGCUUGCCCGUGUUCCUCAUCAAGUAUCAGUGUCAACUCACAUUCUGCUGAUCAAAUAAAUAAGAAGGCAAAAAAUAAUUCAUCCACAAAUAUGACUGUACCUCUGGGUAAUCAUACUGCCUCUGAGGAUUAUGUAGACAUUUCCAUACUACCAGAAUGCAUUUGCCCAAUUACGCGGAAUAUUAUGAGUGAUCCCGUUAUAACCGUGGAUGGUUUUACAUAUGACCGCGAAGCUAUUGAAGAGUGGCUGCAUCACCGAAAUUCCUCACCCAUGACAAACCUACCUCUUAGAGAUACGACCCUUGUAUCCAAUCGGCAGAUUUACAGAAAAGUGCAGGAGGUGGUCGCUGCUUAUAAUGAUGCAAUUAGAGGAAAAUGA
Messenger RNA from Phytomonas sp. Hart1, 1680 nucleotides. The record is from the annotation of a GenBank genome assembly. NCBI's taxonomy places the organism in Eukaryota, Euglenozoa, Kinetoplastea, Trypanosomatida, Trypanosomatidae.